UGCUGGUGUUAAAGCUGACUGAUAUAGUGCGUUUUUUUCAUCGUAGGCUGCGUUAUGACAUAGACUCCCACUUGGCCGGUCUAGCUUUUUGUUUAUCUUUUGUUAUUCGCCAUAGGCAGCAAGCAGCUAUACACCAACAGCUGCUCCUUCUCAAAUUUGGCUAAGCUGCAUGCCUCACCUGUGCUGUGCUCUGGCUGUGGUUCCAAUUCCAAUCCAAUCACAGUUUCAGUUUGAUUUCAAUCGUAGUCUUGGUAAGGUUGAUAUCGGAUAGCGUCAGUGGUAAACUCGUCGCGAUUCAACCUUUUGUCGUAACGUUCUUCCAAACUCUGCUUACUUAUACAAUUUCGUGUUCUGUUUUAAAUAAUCUUCUUUGAUUUAUUGUGUUUAUAUUAUUUAUUAAUUAUUUCUGUUGGGUCUUCCCCGAGGACACAAACACACAAUACGUCUUCUCUCGAAUUGGAAUAAAGACAUCUUGGCAUACAUUUUGGAUACAAAUAAGAUGCGCGAGAGAACUGCGCGACGAGGGCCAAAGUUUCCUCUUCCAGUGGAGACUUCUGAUUCCACUUAUUACUCUAUUGACACAACAGAGGAUAUCUAUGGGACAACUCUUUUGCCGUCGCAAAGGUGUUAUGUCGACCCAUGGGAUUUGGAAAAUUAUGACUACGUCCGCAAGUCUGUGAAGAUAGAUCCAACCCCUCAGAGUACUUCUUUCUAUGACAGUUCGAAGUCUCCAAGUCCGGCUGGAGAGCCGGUCGCAACACAGUAUUUUUACAUGCAGAAAUCAGGUGAUUUUGAGUGCGCUGACUGCUACAGCAAGGCUGAUGAAGAAGCACUUUUCAACACAGUUAAGUACGAUGAUUAUCCUGGUGGAGAUCCAAGGAUGUACAAUACUUAUGGAGAUUUUGGCAGCUCUUCCCCCUCGUCAGAGAGGAACAGCAGCUGUGGAGAAGAAAGUGUCGCCACUCUGAGGCGCAAUACAACUGCUGGAUUUGGUGCCACUCCCAGGCGACGAGGCAUGUCACUGCCCAAACCUGAACCAAUGGUCGAUUAUCCUUCAGCUCCUUAUGACUAUUGUAGUCCUUAUGGAGAGACUCCUUAUGCGUCAGUUUGCAGUGUACCAGAUUGCUAUGAGUGCCUUUCCCAGAACCACAAUGCCUUACUCUACUCCAGCCCUCCAUCGAUCUAUGAAAGUUCAUUUUAUGGAAGUACCCUGAGCCGAAGAUCUGAAUCAUUGUACGGCAACACCUAUGGCAAUAAAUUUGGAUUGAGUAAAAAAGGUUUACUGCAAAUCGAUUAUUCUUGUAGUUGGAAUGAUUUGGAUCGUGUUAUUGGGAGAAACUUUUAAAGAUUUGUAAAUUGUUUUUUGUUUUCUUUUAAUUAUUUGUAUGUAUUUUGCUUAUGUUAAAGGGAACCUAUCUAUGUAUUAUUUUUUAAGAUAAACCAAAUAAAAUAUUUAGUUUUCUUUACAGUU
This is a messenger RNA of Eupeodes corollae, 1471 nucleotides long. RefSeq lists its product as uncharacterized. The record is from RefSeq and is a predicted model, not a curated record. Lineage: Eukaryota; Metazoa; Arthropoda; Insecta; Diptera; Syrphidae. Bases 500 to 1345 code for a protein of 281 amino acids. The transcript is spliced from 4 exons.